Molecule: messenger RNA, 2174 nt
Organism: Cyprinodon variegatus (sheepshead minnow)
Lineage: Eukaryota; Metazoa; Chordata; Actinopteri; Cyprinodontiformes; Cyprinodontidae
Product: transmembrane protease serine 9-like
Exons: 8
Biological process (GO): proteolysis
Molecular function (GO): serine-type endopeptidase activity
Source: RefSeq, a predicted model, not a curated record
AGCACCCGGAAUCGACAUAUAACUCAGGGUUUUAUUUGCAUAUUUUGUCAGAGUGCGGUCUGGCUCCUCUCAACAACAGGAUAGUUGGAGGAGAAGCAGCUCCUCCAGGCAGCUGGCCCUGGCAAGUCAGUCUGCACACAUUCGCACACAUCUGUGGAGGAUCUCUGAUCAAUGACCAGUGGGUGCUGACUGCUGCUCAUUGCGUCUCAGGGUUUAGCAGCAUUGCUGGUCUAACAGUGUAUCUGGGUCGUCAGAAUCAGAGUGAAUCUAACCCAAAUGAAGUCUCUCGGACAGUAACAAGGAUCAUUAUUCAUCCUGAAUACAACAAACCACUUUAUAACAAUGACAUUGCGCUCCUGAAGAUGUCUGAACCAGUGGCUUUCAGCAAUUACAUCUCACCCGUCUGCCUGGCAGCCUUCAACAGCACCUUUAACAUCGGGGAAGACACCUGGGUUACUGGCUGGGGCAACAUUGGAUAUGAUGACCUGGGUUAUAUAAGUAUUACAGACAACAUGAUAUGUGCUGGGUUUCAAGAAGGAAUUAAGGGACCCUGUUUUGGAGAUUCUGGAGGUCCACUGGUUAGUAAGCAGGGUGAUCGCUGGAUUCAGGCUGGAGUUGUGAGUUUCGGUGUUGGUUGUGCUGAGCCCAAAUUCCCAGCAGUCUAUGCCAGAGUGUCCCAGUAUGAGAGCUGGAUUAACAGUUUGAUCAGCAUCAACCAGCCAGGCUUCAUUACCUUCACAUCUGAAGGGACUGACACUGACCUCAGCAUUUCCUGUACAACCCCAACAACAACACCAACAAAACCUAAACCUGUAGUCUGUGGACAAGCCCCACUGGGUUCUCGUAUUUUGGGAGGUGUUUCAGUGACGUCAGCUGGCAAGUGGCCAUGGAUGGCGAGCUUGCAGAGAAAUGGCCAGCAUGUCUGUGGAGGGACGCUAGUGUCUGAGAACUCUGUGCUGACCAAUGCUGACUGCUUCUCAGACUCGAAUGAGGCGUCUGAGUGGACAGUCAUGUUGGGUCGUCUGAAGCACAACGGAUCAAACGAAUUUGAAGUGUCACUGAAUGUGAUAAAUAUCACUAUGAGCAACCUGACUGGAAGCAACAUCGCAGUGCUAAAGCUGUCAUCCCCACCCCCCCUGAACGACUACAUCCAGCCCAUCUGCUUGGACAAUGGAAGAACUUUCCCAGUAGGGUCAGCUUGUUGGGCUGCUGGCUGGAGCUCUGAAAGAGGAGGAGACGAACAAGCUCUGCAGCAGUUCGAGACAACAGUACUUGAUUGUGGGGAUUCAUCAUCAUCUGACAUCAUCUGCACACAAUCAUUCACCAUGGAGAAGACUGACUCUGGUGGUCCGCUCAUGUGUAAGCAGGAUGGCUCUUGGUUCCAGGUAGUUGUGCUAACAUCUCCAAGCACCUCCAACAGAAGUAAACGAGCCGAGCCUAUGAUGGUCUUUGAAAAACUGGACCGCUUUGAGUCCUUUCUGACUCGUGCACUGGGACAAUUCUUGUCUCCUGCUGUGACUGCCAAUAACAGCAGCACCAAUAGCACAAACUCCACCACAACCCCCUCCAGCAUGACAACCAGUGGGGUUUCAGUUUCCUACUCUUCAUUUUCCCUUUUAGGCCAUCUCCUUCUCUUCGCUUUAUGCCUCCAAACCUUCAAAUAGACUGAUUGUCAAGAUAGCAAACACACAUAAAAAUAUGGUGAAGGUGUUUUUAUUUUAGUCAAUAAUACUCUGAUAUGAUUUAAAGGUUGUUUCUGCCUUUGGUUGAUCAAAAGGAUCAUAGUUAACACCAUGUUACCAUUUACCUGAAAACAACAUAAAUUCUGAACACGAUAUCAACCUUACAGUAAAAAAAUCUUGGAAAUGCAAGGGUUAAUGAACAGAUAACAGAUGAUAAAGAAAAUGGGUUUGUAAUUAUAUCUAUAAUAAGUAUCAAAGUUAGAUUUUUCUGUUUCUGAUUAUUGUUACUGAUUAGAGACAUUGUUCAUUUUUUCAUCUUUUGAACAAAUGAUUCAUUGAUUUACAUUAGAAUAUCAAGCAAACUGCCAGGUAGAGUGUUUAGAUAUAAUAUUAUGUUAUAAUGUUACGAUAUUUUAAUGUAAAUAUAAUGUUACUAUUUACUGAUGGAUUAUGAUUGCUUAAUUUCUUUCACCCAAUUGAAAAUUACUUUGA